Trichoplax adhaerens is the source of this 1770-nucleotide messenger RNA. RefSeq lists its product as uncharacterized. Gene Ontology annotation, molecular function: G protein-coupled receptor activity; protein binding. Gene Ontology annotation, cellular component: membrane. Gene Ontology annotation, biological process: G protein-coupled receptor signaling pathway. Lineage: Eukaryota; Metazoa; Placozoa; Uniplacotomia; Trichoplacea; Trichoplacidae. The transcript has 8 exons. The coding region runs from base 1 to 1770 and encodes 589 amino acids. The record is from RefSeq and is a predicted model, not a curated record.
AUGAUUCGUAAUUUUUUUGAAUUAAUUACGACAUUUAGAGAUUUAAGCUAUAACAAGAUAAAGUCAAAUGUUGAUUCGUGGUCUUUAAGACACCUAAAUGAGCUUUACUCGCUUGAUAUAUCUGGAAACAAAUUCAAAUACUUUCGUCUAAUAUUUGAAGAUCUAUUGAGAAAGAAACUGCGAGUAAUCAAAUUGGCUAAUACUGAUGCAACGGUUGACGAAAUAGAGAAAUCCAUCGAAAUACAAGUUCCUAGAUGUUAUGGUGAGGGUACGCAUGUCGAAGGCGUUAGACCUAGCUGUAACUACGAUUUUAAUUUUAGCAGAUUGAAUUGGACCAAACUGCCUAAAGUAUUGAGAAUUUAUGGGCAACAUCUGCAAAAUCUAGAUUUAUCCAACAAUAAUUUAACAAAUAUAUGUGAGAUUCCAUGGGCUACUUUUGCUGAAAACUUAGAGAUGACGGACUUUAGUUGGAACAAUAUUAAGAUAUUAACAGCUACCUGUUUUAAAGGUUUAAAGAGGCUUACCAAUAUAUUAAUGCAGGGAAAUUCAUUAGUUGAGAUUAAAAAGGAAUCAUUCUUUUAUACACCUCUACUUAAACAUAUACGCUCAACACGUUUAUACUUGUGUUGUAUGGUACCAGCAUCUAUCCAGACUUGUUAUCCAUUGCGGAAAUACGAUGGCCUAUCGACAUGUGAUGGAUUAUUAUCUCAUGUAACACUGCAAAUGUAUAUUUGGUUAGUUGGUUGUAUCGCUUUUAUUGGUAACAUUGCCGUCUUUACUUUACAUAUUAAAAGUAUAAAAACAAAGAAGAAUCCUGUUCCAAUAUUUCUAAUCGCAAAUUUAGCUAUUUCUGACUUUAUUGUUGCUAACUAUUUGUUAAUUAUUGCUAUUGGUGAUCGAUUCUAUAGUCAUUAUAAUUUCGCUGUCGAAUCUGAGCACUGGCUACGUAGUAUACCAUGUUUACUUGCUUGUUUUAUAUGUUGUGCAGCAAGCCUGAUGUCGGUCUUUAUGAUGCUAAUUAUUAGUAUCGAUCGAUAUGUUUGCAUCGUUUAUCCUUUCUCUGAACGAAAAUUAACAGUUAAAUCGGCGUUCUUAUUAGUUGCAUGUUGUUGGCUAUUUUCAAUUAUCUUUGUUGGUAUUCCAGUUAUGUAUAGCGUUGGCGCUGAUGGAGAUAAUCGAUUACAUGGAUACAGUAGUAUAUGUAUGGCUAGUAAUGUUUCUAAUCCAUACUUUAAAUGGUGGAUUACAGCAUUUACACUUAUUACAAUUAUCUGUUGGAUUAUUACAUGUAUUCUAUACGGUAAAAUGCUAAGUUCUAUUCGUCAAUCAAGUCGUAAUGUACGCAAAAGUAAAAGUAUCAGUAAAGAUAAGCGUAUAGCCAUACGUCUAUUCUUAAUAUUAGUCACCGAUUUAAUCAGUUGGAUUCCUUAUUACAUUGUAUUUAUGCAUGUUUUAUCUACAUCGCAUUCGGUUGAUAUGAUAGCUUUGCAAUUUACCAUUAUAUUUGCUUUACCAAUCAAUUCUGCGGUGAAUCCAUGCUUGUAUACACUAUCGAGUCAAUCCCUUAUCAAUAAGAUUAACAGAAUUGGUGGCGUUUUUCAAGGGGCAUUGAAAUUGAUACGAAACAGUAUGCAAUCCUCUGAAGAUCUAAGCGAUUUAUCGGCCAACAAUAAUAGAAUGAAACCCCAUACGAAAACAACUCAUGUAUUCCGCAGAUAUAACACACGGGCUAGCAUUAAUAUCGGAAGGAAUAUGUCAUCGAAAAUAUAG